Messenger RNA from Linum trigynum, 915 nucleotides. The record is from the annotation of a GenBank genome assembly. NCBI's taxonomy places the organism in Eukaryota, Viridiplantae, Streptophyta, Magnoliopsida, Malpighiales, Linaceae.
AUGAACGAAAGAAAGGGAAAGUCGAGGGUUGUUGGACGCAAUGUUACUGGAUCUGAGCGGAGAAAACGUCAGGAGGAGAAGGAUAGAGCUCUUGAGCUGGAGCGUCAGGAGAAGCUUGCUCGUCAAGCUGUAGUUGAUCCUGCCCACUCUAGCCAUGAUUCUCGACAGAUGCGAGUCAUCAACACAUAUGAUGACUUGGUAGAGGAUGCCACGAGCAGUGAUGAUGAGUGUGAUGAGGGUGAUGAGGAGGGUGAGGAGGAGGGUGACUUGUUGCCGUUUCCUGAUGCUUUUUACCAGGGCCAUCCUGUAGGUUCGAGCGAUCACGUGUCUACUGGCUCGACACAUGUUAGUACUCGGGUUGGGCCGCUACGUGGUAAGGAUGGGCGUUUUGCUUCAUCAUCUAGUGGGAGCGUCUCUUCACGGAAGAAGUUGGUGGAUCAGACAUGGCUGCUUACAGGAGCAGGUCCUGGGGGUCCGAGUGACCACAGUUUGAUCCCUAGUUUCGGUGGUCACAUAAGCCAUCGUUUGUGGACUUUGGGUUUGGAUUUUCGAAUUCCAGUGGAUGGAGAGUUACUUGCUGCACCAGCUAAGGGUCAUCCGUCGUUCGUGAGUGGGAUUGUUGAUCUUCUUGGGAUUCCAGAUAAGAAUGCAGUGGCAGCGCGUGGCAUCCGUUGUGGUACACUGUGCGCACUCACCCGUGCAUUGUCCCCCCCCAGAGAUGGUGAGCAGCAGGAGGUGGCGUUGUUAACGUAUGAGAUGCUAGCAUGUCAGAUUAUUGAUGGUAUUGAUCCUUUGCUUCGUGCUUCUGAUGAGGAUCUUGACAGGUUGGGUCCUUAUGGUGACAUGAUUCGACGAGUUCGUGACAAGUACAUCGCUUUUCGCCAGCAGAGACCGUACCGUCCACUUACCUUGUAG